Messenger RNA from Epinephelus fuscoguttatus (brown-marbled grouper), 393 nucleotides. Its product is annotated as histone H2B-like. Lineage: Eukaryota; Metazoa; Chordata; Actinopteri; Perciformes; Serranidae. Gene Ontology annotation, molecular function: structural constituent of chromatin; protein heterodimerization activity; DNA binding. The coding region runs from base 1 to 393 and encodes 130 amino acids. The transcript is spliced from 2 exons. Gene Ontology annotation, cellular component: nucleosome. The record is from RefSeq and is a predicted model, not a curated record.
AUGGACGCAAGAGGAGAUAACAUAGCUGACUCAUCAAAACCCACUCCUGAGAAGGGCUCCAAGAAAGGCGUGACCAAGGCUCCCGGCAAAGGAGGCAAGAAGAGGAAAAGCUCCAGGAAGGAGAGUUACUCUAUCUAUGUUUACAAGGUGCUAAAGCAGGUCCAGCCCAACAUCGGCAUCUCAUCCAAGGCCAUGGGCAUCAUGAACUCCUUCCUGAGUGACAUCUUUGAGCACAUUGCCAAGGCGUCUCGUUUGGCUCACUACAACAAGCGCUCCACCAUCACUUCUAAGAGGAUCCAGACCGCUGUGCAUCACCUGCUCCGCGGUGAGCUGGCCAAGCACGGUGUGUCCAAGGGCACCAAGGCCGUGACCAAGUACACCAGAUCCAAGUAA